Messenger RNA from Acanthosepion pharaonis, 837 nucleotides. Lineage: Eukaryota; Metazoa; Mollusca; Cephalopoda; Sepiida; Sepiidae. The record is from the annotation of a GenBank genome assembly.
AUGCGUUUCUCAAAAUCUAUCUAUCUAUCUAUCUAUCUAUUCUAUUCGGUCUGUUCAUAUCUAUCUAUCUAUCUAUCUAUUCGGGAUUUUUUUCUCUUCCCUUCUCUGUUUCUUUCUCUCUGUUGCAUUCUUUUUUUUUUCUUUUUACAUCUUUCAUUCUUUCUUUCUUUCUUUAUAACUCGAUUUGUCUUUCUUUUUCUUUCUUUGCAUUUUUCUUUCUUUAUAUCUCUUUUUCUUUCUUUCUUUCUGUCUUUCUUUCUUUCUUUCUUUCUUUCUUUAUAUCUCGUUUUCUUUCUUUCUUUUUCUUUGUAUUUUUCUUUCUUUAUAUCUCUUUUUCUUUCUAUCUUUCUUUCUUUCUUUAUAUCUCCUUUUUUUUCUUUCUUUUUUCUUUGCAUUUUUCUUUCUUUAUAUUUCCUUUUCUUUCUUUUUUCUUUGCAUUUUUCUUUCUUUAUAUCUUUUUUCUUUCUUUCUUUCUUUAUAUCUCCUUUUCUUUCUUUUUUCUUUGUAUUUUUCCUUCUUUAUAUCUCUUUUUCUUUCUAUCUUUCUUUCUAUCUUCUUUUUUCUUUCAUUUACAUCUUUCGUUUUUUACAUCUUUCUUUCUUUUUUCUUUCUUUCUCUACAUCUUUCUUUCUUCUUUCUUUCUUUCUUUCUUUCUUUCUUUCUUUCUUUCUUUCUUUCUAUGUCUAUUUCUUUUUACAUCUUUCUUUCUUUCUAGAUUUCUUUCUUUCUAUCUUUCUAGAUUACUGUUUCUUUAUUUCUAUCUUUCUUUCUUUCUUGACGGAAGCAGACUUUUAUUUUGAUGUUGAAGACAUUAUUGUGGCGGUUUCUUUUUUUUGA